GGUCUGAGCACCGACCCCUGCACCUACCCCUGAGCAUCGACCCCGCAGGCGUCCCCGGGACUGGUUCUUCCAGGACGCAGGCGCAGCGGCGCGGUGCCUUCUGGGAGUUGUAGUUCGCGGGAAGCGGCGCGCGGGAUGUAGCUGUGCCGGUGCGCAAGCGCAGUCCGCUCGGGCCUGGCGCUCUGGCCCACCCGCGGAGGUCGCCGUGGUCACCUGUGAGGCCUGCUCGUCCGCUCCACCGUGGGACCUGGGGUUACUGGGGUCCGCCUCGGCCGGGUAGGGCCGGAGACUGAGGAGAACCUGACCCGAACCCACCGAGCUCGCGGGGAGCCUCCGAGGCCUUCGAAGGCGGUGCCGGGAGUCGAGGACACUGAUGUGGUCUGGACCCACUGAUGCAUGGUGGCCAGAGCAGGGGCCACAACGUGAGUGACACACACAGGAUCUGAUGCUCUGAAGACCACAAGAUCCAGAGACAAAGGUGUGAAAACAAGGCAGUGACUCAGAAAGCAGCGAUGGAAGGACUCUCGAGCGUGGCCACCCCCCAGGGCCCCGAGGUGGGGGAAUCCCGGGAACAAGAGGGUCGGUUCAAGGGCCGGCAGGAGAACCAGAAAAGCUGUCUGAAGCAAGAGGCCACGGCCCCCGGGGAAGAGCCCGCCAGGGACGGUGUGCAGGAGCGGGGCGAGCUCGGCGGGGUGCCGGGAACCGGCCGGAGUCCUCCCCUGCCCCAAGCCGGCGGCCGGCCACCGAGGCGCGGCGCACCCAGGAAGAACCCGAAGCAGAAGAGGGCGGGCUCCGGCGAGGAGGAGCGAGGAGGGGGCGGCCCCCGGAAGCCGUGGACGUGCGGGGACUGCGGCAAGGCCUUCAGCUACUGCUCGGCCUUCACCCUGCACCAGAGAACCCACACCGGCGAGAGGCCGUUCGCGUGCGCCGACUGCGGCAAGGCCUUCAGCCAGAGCGUCCACCUGACGCUCCACCGGCGCACGCACACGGGCGAGCGGCCGUACGCCUGCCCCGAGUGCGGCAAGGCCUUCAGCCAGGGCUCCUACCUGGCGUCGCACUGGCGCACGCACACGGGCGAGCGGCCGCACCGCUGCGCCGACUGCGGCAAGGCCUUCGCGCGCCCCACGCACCUGGCGCAGCACCGGCGCGUGCACACGGGCGAGCGGCCGUACGCGUGCGGCCAGUGCGCCAAGGCCUUCCGCAACCGCUCGUCCCUGCUGGAGCACCAGCGCGUGCACACGGGCGAGAAGCCGUACGCGUGCGCGCGCUGCCAGAAGGCCUUCCGCUUCUCCUCGGCGCUCAUCCGCCACCGGCGCACGCACACGGCCGAGCGGCCGUACGCCUGCGGCCAGUGCGCCAAGGCCUUCACGCAGCUCGCGCACCUGGCGCAGCACCGGCGCGUGCACACGGGCGAGAAGCCGUACGCGUGCCCCGAGUGCGGCGCGCCCUUCAGCCAGAGCGCCUCGCUGGCCGAGCACCGGCGCAUUCACACGGGCGAGAAGCCAUACGCGUGCGCGCAGUGCGGCAAGGCCUUCACGCAGGUGUCGCACCUGGCGCAGCACCGCCGCGUGCACACGGGUGAGCGGCCGUACGCGUGCGCCGACUGCGGCCGCGCCUUCAGCAACCGCUCACACCUGGCACAGCACCGCCUCGUGCAUACGGGCGCGCGGCCCUACCGGUGCCCGGAGUGCGGGGCGGCCUUCGGGCACGUGUCGUCCCUUAUCGAGCACCAGAAGAUCCACACGGGCGAGAAGCCCUACCGCUGCGGGGACUGCGGCAAGGCCUUCAGCCAGGGCUCGUCGCUGACGCUGCACCGGCGCACGCACACGGGCGAGCGGCCCUACGCGUGCCCCGAGUGCGGCAAGGCCUUCAGCAACCGCUCCUACCUGAUCCAGCACCACAUCGUGCACACGGGCGAGAAGCCCUACGAGUGCGGCGGCUGCGGCAAGGCCUUCAGCUUCUCCUCCGCGCUCAUUCGGCACCAGCGGACGCACGCCGACGGGAGGCCCUGUCCGCGCGCCCGCUGCGGCCACCCCGCCACCUCGCUGCCGCACCCGACGGGGCCCCCGGGCUCCCCCCGGGAGGAGGAGCCAGGCGGCGGCAGCGACCCCACACAGAGUGCCACAGACCGGCAGAAGGACGAGCUGAUGCCUAACGGGGACCUCUGACCCGGCACCGCGCCCGGCACUGUUCCACCCCGCUUCCGACCGCUCGGCACCAAGGGGAGGCACCUUCUCCUCCCCGACUCGUCCGUGAGAAAACCGAGGCUCAGGGAGGCCCGGGGACUUGCCCAAGGUCACACAGGGAGGAGGUCACAGGGCCGGGACUGGACUCCGCAUCUGCCGGACUGCCCCUCCCCCCAACACACACAUUCUGCCUCCUGGUUCGGAACUAUAAAUGCGACCCACGAAAGUAGACCCAAAGAAGUGUCUGUGCGUCUCUAGCUAGCCUUUGAAUGGUCGAAGAUUUGAUGAUCACGUAGGCAUUUGUUCAAUAAAUUUAAUUGGAUAAAAGGUUCGGCUCCUUUCAAGUUGGCAUAUUGACUAAGGAAGCGGGGUCUGAAGAAGUGUGGAUCCCUAGGACUGAAACAGUGGUUCCAAAAUUAGAACGAGCCAGAGACAUCCAGAGAAGGAAAAGCUCUAGAAGAGACUUGCCUCUCCCCUGACCUGCAAAGGGUGAGUUUCAGAGUGCACCCCAGCCUUUUUUAGGAUGAGGAAACACUUUCCCCUACUCCAGCCUUGUGCCCCCCACCCACCCACAAUCAAAAUCCUGACUUUAAUGGUUGUGUCCGUUAGCUGUUGCUGUGUAACGAAGCAUCCAGACCUCAGUUGUCCAUCUAAUAUAUUUCCCAUGGUGGGGGUUUCUGUUGGCCUGGACUAGGCCCAGUUGAUCUUGGCUAGAUUCAGUGGCGCAUCUGUGGUCAGCUGAGGGUUGGAUGGGGGUGGCUGUUCAGGACGGCUCAGCUGGGCCAUCUCUGCUGCCUUCCUCAAGACUCUAAGGGUGUGCACUCAGGACAGUAGCAGGGAUUUGGAGAGAGUGGGCACACAAGCACAGUUUCAAGCCCCUGAUUAUGUCAAGUUUGCGUGUAGACCCACUAGCCAAAGCAAGAGUUAUAGCCAAGCCCAUGGGUAGUAUACAACCAUGUGGUUAGAAGUGUGAAAUGUGAGAAUGAUUAACGCAGUCACCUAUCACCGUGAAAUAAGUUAUAGUCCUACAGCAUGGUCUUUACGAAAUUUUGUUAUGGACAACAUUUGUUUGGUCCACAGUUAACAAAGUGAAAAAAAAUCUUAGCCCUGUCCUCCUCCAUCCCCCCCUACCUACCAAGUUCCCCUCCCUAGAGGCAACCAUUCUUGAGUUUCUUGGUAUCUUUCCAACAUAAUCUAUGCAUAUAUAGCAAAUAAUAUGGGUAUUUGCUUAUAUGUAUAAACAUGCUAUAAAGACGUACAGUAUACCUUUCUACACAGAUAGUAGCAUACAGCCCACAGCUUCUGUCCUUUUAUUUAUUUUAUAUUUGGAAGCACCGGAUGUUAUCAUUUCACAAAGUUUGGGUGUAAGAUUUCUUAGGUAGAGAAUCAUGUAUGUUUGUUUUGAUCUCACUGAUUUGUUCAGGUCCAGGAAAAAAAAAUGACAAAAAUAUUUUUCAGUUACGAAUGCCUUUUUUACAAGGUUGACCAACAAACGGUCCUGUGUCAUGGAACAACAUAACUGAACAUAACAUAUCAUAACAACAUAACAUAACCCCCCUCUGCAUAAAAAGGAACCCCCUACAUAAAGAAUUUUUAUGAGAUUUUUUGCAGUUGUACAAAAUGUACAAUAUAUCCCCACAUGCCCAUCCACUUUGACUGCCUUAAAAAACAGAAAGAAUUUUGGGGUGCCUGGGUGGCUCAGUCGGUUAAAUGUGCAACUCUUGAUUUUGCCUCAGGGCAUGAUCUCACAGUUCAUCAGUUCGAGCCCCACAUAGGGCUCUGUGAUGACCGUGCAGAGCCUGCUUGGGAUUCUCUCCCUCUGUUUCCCUUUCUGUUCCUCCCUCUCUCUCAAAACCAGAAAAGAAAAGAAACAAUUUUAAUAGAAUAGGAAUGCAAUACCUAAAAGUGCUUUCAUAACAAAAUUUACCAUAUUUUAUGAUAUAUAUUUGUUUUUAAAAUAAUUCAUGAAAAUGCCUAUUUUUUUUUCCUGGUCUAUUUUAAAGUAAAUUACCGACAGGAUCUCACUGCUAAAUACCUUAGGCUGCAUCUCUUAACAACAACAAAAGUACCUUCUAUACAACCACAGUAUCAUUCACACCCAGUGAAACAUUAAUUUCUUGAUAUCAUCCAGUGUCCAGUCCAUAUUCAGAUUUCCUUGGGCCCUGAAAAAGUGAUGUAAAUUAUCAGAAAAUAACGCCAAGCCCUGAAAAUACCUCAAACAUAAAUGAUCUUUAAUGUGUAUAACUAAGGAGAGAAAUUAAAACAGCCACACGGACGUGUAAAGAGACAUCUGUCUCCCUGCCCACCAGCUUCCUCAGCUCUUAGUCCUAGCAAGGAAGCUGGUGAGGGGCCUCGGAGGAGAUGCGUGCCUUUCCUUUCGCCCUGGCGUUACCUGCACAGGCCUUGGCACGCAGUAGGUCCUCAGGGAAUCUCAUGUGAAUAAAUAAAUGAGUGACAAAUCCCUGACCUGCCCUGCAGGGUCAAGACUUACGGUGUUUGCGCUUCCUCUGUGCUGCAGACAUCACUCAGGCCCCAGCAUAGAGUAGGUACUCAUGAAGGACUGGGUGACUAGUUGUACAUCCCAGUAUCAGCCCUGGCAUCAUUCAGGGUCAGAGGCCACACAUUCGGUGCCCCCCUGUCUCCCAGGCAUUAGCCAGCUCAAGCACCAGCACACAGUGGGUCUUCGGGAGAUCUAAAUUAAUAGGCCAGGUAAAUUAAUGAAUAAGUAAACAUCCUCAGCACCAGUCCUGGAUCAGAGAACAUGCAUACUGGUUCCUUCCUGUGACCCCAACUUUGCCUAGCCCAAGCCUUAGCACACAGUAGGUCCUUAAGAAGCUCCAGAUAGCUGAAUAGUUAUACAUCGCAGCAUCAGGCCAGGAGUUAUUCACGGUCAGGAGGGACGACACAGUCGGUUCAUGGCUAUGCCCCAGACAUCUCCUACCUCAGGCCUCAGCGCACAGUAGGUCCUCAGGAAAUACUGAGUGACUGAAUGAAUGGUUGACCAUGUCCAGCUGCAACCCUAGAGCCAUUCAGGGUCUUGCAUGGACUGCACGGUCUGGCUCCUCCUUCUGACCUUCGCCCAGCCCAGGCGCUAGGCACACAGUAGGCCCUCAGGCAGUGCUGCGUGAAGGGAUGAAUGUGAAAUGGGAGCCCAGUUUACAGACAUAAGCCUGAGUUCAGUCACCCCAAAGACCGAGGGAAACUGGUCCUCCGCAACGCCAAGGCUGCGGAUGCCCCGGCUCUGCGGGGGGAGAGGGGGGAGGGUGCGGGCGAGGUGUGGGCGGGGUCGGCGUCCCGCCUUUGAGCCCUUCCGCCAAGACUUCAACGAGAGCCGGCUAGGUGCAGUGCGCAGGCGCCGGGCGUAACGCCGCGAGCUGGCCCCGCCCGCGGGCGGUUGGUGGGCUGUGCUGCGGGGCCGACGCAGGAGGGUGGACGCAGGAGCGACGAGAGUCGCAGCCGGGAGGACGGGAGCGUCCGCGGUCCCUCCUGUUGCAGUGAGAGUGGCGCGCGCGAGCGGUGCCCUGAGUCCACAGCCGUGAAGGAGCUGAGUCCCGGGAGGGGGAGCUGCCGAAAAUACCUGUUCAGAGCUUUCGGAAUUACUGGACUCAGUUCCUCCAGGGAGACCCGGCAGAGGAGGUGGACAGAGCAGAACCUCAAUUAACCAUCAGUUAACCUGUAAUUGUCAGGUGGUGAUACAGGCGCUGAAGACCAGGAGAAUCACCUGCGGAGAGCAUGAGCGAGAAAGGGAGACACAGAAUCCGAAGCAGGCUCCAGGCUCUGAGCUGUCAGCACAGAGCCCGACGCAGGGCUCAAACUCACAGACCGCGAGAUCAUAACCUGAACCAAAGUUGGACGCCCAACCGACUCAGCUACCCAGGGGCCCCUGUAUUUAUUUAUUUUUUGAGAGGGGGAGAGAGAGAGAGACAGAGUGCAAGCAGGGGAGGAGCAGAGAGAGAGGGAGACACAGAAUCCGAAGCAGGCUCCAGGCUCUGAGCUGUCAGCACAGAGCCCGAUGUGGGGCUUGAAUCCACGAACCAUGAGAUCAUGACCUGAGCCAAAGUUGGACACCUAACCAACUGAGCCACCCAGGUGCCUCCAGUCUCAGCUUCUAAAGGGAAGAAUGUCUACUAGGAUAUAUGGCAACUUUUAAAAAACAUAAAAACCAUUUUGCUGAAGUACAAUAUGCAAAAAGAAAAGUACACACAUUCUAAUGGUACAGCCUGAUGAAUCCUCGGAAGGUGAGUGGCCCAUGUCACCAGCUCCCAGAACAAGAAGCACAUCAUCCUCUGUGCCCCAAAGUCCUCCCCUCUCAUACUCCCUCCCUCCUUCACCUAACCCCUCUCAAAGCUAACACUAUUUCGACUUCUGAUGGUGUAGACAAGUUCUGUCAGUACAGCAACUUUUACCCACUAGGAGUUAUUUCUGGGGUUUGGCAUUUCUCCCUUAACCUCACACACUUAGAUGAGGUUUGCAUUUGUGACAAAUGCUUGCAUUUUACAGGACAGAGUGAUGGGACCAUUUUCUCCUCCGUACUUUCCUGUGGGGCCACAGAGGGGGAUCUUCUGCCCUCUUGGAAAUGUCAGGAAAGUAACUCUUCUCCUUCCUUCCCCUCCUUCACUGACUCCCCCUAUGAGAGGUGGAGUGACAUCUGAUUCGUGGGUUGGACACAGGCCCUUAUCCCUAGUCUUCCCUUGGGGGAGGACCAAGUCCCAGACAGGUAGAGUACCUUAAAAUGGUCAAGAGACAUACUGGAUUCAAAUCCCAGCUCCAUCAUUUACAAGCUGGGUGACCUAGGGAAAGUUGCUUAACUUCUCUGUGCCUCAGUUUCCCCAUAUUUAAAACAGGACCAUAAUAGAUCCUAUCUCAAGGAACUGUUAAAAGAUUAUCAAAGGGCGCCUGGGUGGCUCAGUUGGUUAAGCAUCUGACUUCAGCUCAG
Acinonyx jubatus (cheetah) is the source of this 7122-nucleotide messenger RNA. It is a transcript of the gene ZNF835, whose product is annotated as zinc finger protein 835. Gene Ontology annotation, biological process: regulation of transcription by RNA polymerase II. Lineage: Eukaryota; Metazoa; Chordata; Mammalia; Carnivora; Felidae. The record is from RefSeq and is a predicted model, not a curated record. Bases 513 to 2168 code for a protein of 551 amino acids. Gene Ontology annotation, molecular function: RNA polymerase II cis-regulatory region sequence-specific DNA binding; DNA-binding transcription activator activity, RNA polymerase II-specific. The transcript has 5 exons. Gene Ontology annotation, cellular component: nucleus.